CAGCAUUAAUCGAUAGAUUGCUAAAGCUGUUAGCCGUUAACAUGCAGUCACUAGCAGCACGUCAAUUCGAUGUCAGUAGCAAUCAAAAGUAAAAAGGAAGCGAUAAAGUGCAGUAUAUAGUGAAAAUAAAGCGUGAUAAAUAAUAGUUGUAAAAUCGAGCGGCUCUACAAAGCACAAAUGCAGCCAGCUACAGUGAAGCCUGGACAAUGGAUGUUGGCAAUGCACGCGCUCAGAACAACGGGGGAAAACGGAAAAAGCGAGCACAAAUAACACUAGCACAACUUUAGUGAACACCGCCGCAGCACACACCAAACACAGAAACCCAAAUCUGCCACUCAAAACACUUUCCAAUACAAAGAACAAACAUCAAGCAAGGAAAGCAAAAAACACUAAAAGCGUCAAACAAAAAAAAAAAAAAGAAAACAUUGAAAGCGUCAAAAAAAAAGGAAAAACAUAAAAAGCGUCAAAAAAAAAGGAAAAACAUAAAAAGCGUCAAAAAAGAAAAAGAAAAAGAAUCAAAAGGGUAAAAAAAGAAGAAAGAAGAGGAAAAUAACGUCAUCGUAAAUUGUGAAAUCUCCACGGAAAAUUGAAAACCCAAAUAUCAGAACCAGAAACAUAGUCCAAUAACAAGCCAUGUUCAAUUUUCAUAAGCCACGCGUCUACCGCUCUGCGGAUGGAUGUUGCAUUUGCCGGGCCAAGUCGAGCAGCUCGCGGUUCACCGCUUCCCGGAAGUACGAAAAGGAGUCGAUGCAAUGCUUCAAUCUUAAUGAGCCGCGAAAUGGCGAAAUCUGCAACGCCUGCGUCCUUUUGGUCAAGCGCUACAAGCGACUACCCAUAGGUAGUAAGCGUCACUGGGGUCAUGUGGUGGAUGCCCGUGCUGGACCCGGCACCAAGUCCAUGGCCAAACAGAAGAAGCGCGACAACGCAGACGCGAAGAGCAGGGCCGCCAAUGGCAGUGGCAACUCAUUCCUGCCCGAGAAGUUCGCCAAGAUCUUCAAGAAGAACCGCAAGAGUAAGGAGAGAGCGGCGACUGAAGCAGCAGCAAGAUCAUCAUCAAAAUCAACAUCAUCGUUAUCAUCAUCAUUAUCACCAUCAUCAUCAUUAUCAUUAUCAACUAGUACUGUCAAUCGACCUAGCAGCACUUCACCCACCUCGGAUCAUCAGCAGAGCGAUUCGAACGAGAGCUACGAUGAUGAACAUAUGCUGCCGGCAAAUGCACCAUAUCAAACGCGCAAGCGAACAGCGGCUGCCGCACUGGCCACUGCCAACGAAUCGAAGGAGCACAACAACAAACGCUCGAAGUUAACCGGCAGCUACCGACGUCGUCAGCUGGCGCCACAAAAGAAUCGUCGGGCCGUCGACAAUAUCCCCUUCUUCGAGGAAAGUGAUCUCGUUCGCCUGGAGGUCUGUUGCGGUGUGGUCUUCCAGAGCUUAUCCCUCGGCAGCAUUCACUACAUCAUCGAUCCGGAGCUGUACAAACCGUGUGCGAAGCACCAGCGCAUACGCCACCAGCAGAUGCAACUUCAGCUGCAACAGCAGCAGGCGGAGGCGGUAAAUGCAACUCCAACCCCCACGACCAACUCAUCGCCACUCACCACUCAAGUUCAAAGCAAGGUGCCAACGAUUGGGCCACUUAAGAAGCAUCAUUUAUUCUGCAAGCGACAAUCGGGGUCAUUUCCGCAAGGUGAAAUCCAUAGCAUAAGUCCAAUUCCAAUGAGCAAGACUGAAACGAUCGGCCAACCACUGUCGCCGAAGCCACAUUCCACUCUGUCCCUGAUCCUCAAGCCCACCGUCCAUAUGCAACCACAGUCGCAGGCCCAGGGCCAAGUGGUCUCUGUGGGCGCUGCCUCGCCCUCGUCGCUGUCCUCCUUGUCCAACUGCUCCACCUCGUCCUCGGUGGCCACCAAGUUCAACGACAAUUCCUCGGAUUCGGGAUUCGAUGAGCAUGUGCUAGAGCGCAAGUCGGUCAGCCCACCAACGCAGGACGAGUGCAAACUGCGUGGAACCACGGGUGGCAGGGUGCAGCUAAUCCUAGUCAGCGGCCUGCCUCUGGCUGGACAGUCUCAGAAUCUGAUGCUGGCGGGCAACGAGUUUACGGCACGAAUUGUGCAGCAACGAGAAGCCGGAAUCGCAGCCGCAACCGGAGCCGGAGCCGGUGCUCCAUCGAUAGGAGCAACCCCACUCAAAAUCAACGUACUUGGCGGAUCUCAGGGCAACAGCAAUAAAAUGCGUGCUAUAUUCAAUAGCACCAGCAGCAUUCAGCAUGAGAACGGAGUGACCACCAUUGUGCCAGCCUCCUCGUUGGCAGCCAGCAAUCAAACAGCUGCCAUGAACGCAAUUGCGCCCAGCACGGUGACUAUAACGCCGUCAUCGGUGGGCAAAAAGGUAACGGUGCCAAAUCCCAAGAUUAUCCUGCUGAAGCCAGCCAAAUUUGUGGGACCAGCGUCGUCAAACGAGGUGAAUACCGCGACUCUGACUCAGGAGCCACCUGCUCCUCCCCCUCCACAAGCCAAAAUCGUAUAGGCGAUUAAACACGAAAGAGAGAGAGAUAGAUAGGAGAUGUCUAGCGUCUCGCAGGGAAUUUAAUAACCACCCUGUUACGUUUGUUAUACACUAAGCUAUUUAACGGCGCCCGAAAGCCAAGCUCCCUUCCUUAGCCGCGGUCCCAUAUCAUUCAAGAGUAAUAUUUAACAUUUCAAGGAACACCUUAGCCUAAACGUUACUUUAGCCUAGACUAGGACACUGAACUACAGAAUGGGCGAAUGAGUCCACGCAAAACACACUCCCAAAUACACACACACAGAACCACACAAAUUGUAACCAUUAUUUUGUGUCCAACUACAGGCCACUGGGACCCUUCAAAACAGAAUUCGCUCAUUCUUCUGAGUCCACGCAAAACACACCCACUCACACAGAACCUUACAAAUUGUAUCCAUUAUUGUAGUGUUAAUAGUUGAAUGAGGCGCCCUGGUAGCCUGUAGUUUGACUCCAACAAGCUCGCUCCUUCCGCUUCACCGGCGCUGGAGUUUCUUAACCGCCGGAAGCUACUUCCGCCGGCUUCGAUGCUCCGGCUUCGGUCGAGCAGAAGGGAGGGACUUGUUGGAGUCCAACUACAGGACGCUGGGGCCCUUGAGAACAGAAUGAGCGAAUGAGUCCACGCAAAACACACCCACUCACACAGAACCUUUCAAAUUGUAUCCAUUAUUGUAGUGUUAAUAGUUGAAUGAGGCGCCCUGGUAGCCUGUAGUUUGACUCCAACAAGCUCGCUCCUUCCGCUUCACCGGCGCUGGAGUUUCUUAACCGCCGGAAGCUACUUCCGCCGGCUUCGAUGCUCCGGCUUCGGUCGAGCAGAAGGGAGGGACUUGUUGGAGUCCAACUACAGGACGCUGGGGCCCUUGAGAACAGAAUGAGCGAAUGAGUCCACGCAAAACACACCCACUCACACAGAACCUUUCAAAUUGUAUCCAUUAUUGUAGUGUUAAUAGUUGAAUGAGGCGCCCUGGUAGCCUGUAGUUUGACUCCAACAAGCUCGCUCCUUCCGCUUCACCGGCGCUGGAGUUUCUUAACCGCCGGAAGCUACUUCCGCCGGCUUCGAUGCUCCGGCUUCGGUCGAGCAGAAGGGAGGGACUUGUUGGAGUCCAACUACAGGACGCUGGGGCCCUUGAGAACAGAAUGAGCGAAUGAGUCCACGCAAAACACACCCACUCACACAGAACCUUUCAAAUUGUAUCCAUUAUUGUAGUGUUAAUAGUUGAAUGAGGCGCCCUGGUAGCCUGUAGUUUGACUCCAACAAGCUCGCUCCUUCCGCUUCACCGGCGCUGGAGUUUCUUAACCGCCGGAAGCUACUUCCGCCGGCUUCGAUGCUCCGGUUUCGGUCGAGCAGAAGGGAGGGACUUGUUGGAGUCCAACUACAGGACACUGGGGCCCUUGAGAACAGAAUGAGCGAAUGAGUCCACGCAAAACACACCCACUCACACAGAACCUUACAAAUUGUAUCCAUUAUUGUAGUGUUAAUAGUUGAAUGAGGCGCCCUGGUAGCCUGUAGUUUGACUCCAACAAGCUCGCUCCUUCCGCUUCACCGGCGCUGGAGUUUCUUAACCGCCGGAAGCUCCUUCCGCCGGCUUCGAUGCUCCGGCUUCGGUCGAGCAGAAGGGAGGGACUUGUUGGAGUCCAACUACAGGACGCUGGGGCCCUUGAGAACAGAAUGAGCGAAUGAGUCCACGCAAAACACACCCACUCACACAGAACCUUUCAAAUUGUAUCCAUUAUUGUAGUGUUAAUAGUUGAAUGAGGCGCCCUGGUAGCCUGUAGUUUGACUCCAACAAGCUCGCUCCUUCCGCUUCACCGGCGCUGGAGUUUCUUAACCGCCGGAAGCUACUUCCGCCGGCUUCGAUGCUCCGGCUUCGGUCGAGCAGAAGGGAGGGACUUGUUGGAGUCCAACUACAGGACACUGGGGCCCUUGAGAACAGAAUGAGCGAAUGAGUCAAUGAGUCCAAGCAAAACACACCCACUCACACAGAACCUUACAAAUUGUAUCCAUUAUUGUAGUGUUAAUAGUUGAAUGAGGCGCCCUGGUAGCCUGUAGUUUGACUCCAACAAGCUCGCUCCUUCCGCUUCACCGGCGCUGGAGUUUCUUAACCGCCGGAAGCUACUUCCGCCGGCUUCGAUGCUCCGGUUUCUGUCGAGCAGAAGGGAGGGACUUGUUGGAGUCCAACUACAGGACACUGGGGCCCUUGAGAACAGAAUGAGCGAAUGAGUCCACGCAAAACACACCCACUCACACAGAACCUUUCAAAUUGUAUCCAUUAUUGUAGUGUUAAUAGUUGAAUGAGGCGCCCUGGUAGCCUGUAGUUUGACUCCAACAAGCUCGCUCCUUCCGCUUCACCGGCGCUGGAGUUUCUUAACCGCCGGAAGCUCCUUCCGCCGGCUUCGAUGCUCCGGCUUCGGUCGAGCAGAAGGGAGGGACUUGUUGGAGUCCAACUACAGGACACUGGGGCCCUUGAGAACAGAAUGAGCGAAUGAGUCAAUGAGUCCAAGCAAAACACACCCACUCACACAGAACCUUACAAAUUGUAUCCAUUAUUGUAGUGUUAAUAGUUGAAUGAGGCGCCCUGGUAGCCUGUAGUUUGACUCCAACAAGCUCGCUCCUUCCGCUUCACCGGCGCUGGAGUUUCUUAACCGCCGGAAGCUACUUCCGCCGGCUUCGAUGCUCCGGCUUCGGUCGAGCAGAAGGGAGGGACUUGUUGGAGUCCAACUACAGGACACUGGGGCCCUUGAGAACAGAAUGAGCGAAUGAGAACCUUACAAAUUGUAUCCAUUAUUAAUAGUGUUAAUAGUUAAAUGAAGCGCCCAGGUAGCCUGUAGUUUGACACACACACACACACA
This is a messenger RNA of Drosophila simulans, 5385 nucleotides long. RefSeq lists its product as uncharacterized. The coding region runs from base 634 to 2523 and encodes 629 amino acids. Gene Ontology annotation, biological process: negative regulation of cell migration. Lineage: Eukaryota; Metazoa; Arthropoda; Insecta; Diptera; Drosophilidae. The transcript is spliced from 4 exons. The record is from RefSeq and is a predicted model, not a curated record.